AUGUCUCUCACAGAUAAAUUUGCCAACCUGAAAGUGGCUCAGGACCUUUCGACCGAGGAGCUUGCCUUGCGCGAUCAAUGGGUGACUCUCAGCAGCCGUAUUGAGGAGAACUUGACCCAGCUCAACGACUCCCUUAGAUCAAAAACCUACAUUGUUGGUUUGAAACCAUCCGAGGCAGACACCGCCGUUUUCGAGCACGUUUUCCCACUCGCACAAAAGUGGACCUCCGUGGAGGACCUGGCCAAGUACAGACACAUUGUCAGAUGGAUCGAUCUGAUCCAGAACCAGAUCGGCGUUGAAAACAAGCUCAAGAUCGAUCACUCUGUUGAAUUGCCAAGAGAGGUCAAGGAAAAGAAGAAGAAGGACGCCAAGGACUCGAAAGACGAGCAGAAGAGCAAAGCAACAGAUCAACCAAAGGAGCAGCCAAAGAAAGGAAAGCCGACCGACGAGGCUUCUCUUGCUGCUGCCAAAGCUGCUAAAGAGGCCAAGAAGGCCGCUAAGGCCAAAGCUAAGGCCGAGGCCGAUGCUGCCAAGUCUGCUGCCGCCGCUCCAAACCCUUCGAUGGUGGACUUCAGAGUCGGAUUCAUCGAGAAGGCCAUCAAGCACCCUGACGCCGACGCCCUGUACGUCUCUACGAUCCACAUGGGCGACGAGGAGGGCCCUAGAACCGUUUGUUCUGGUCUGGUGAAAUACUAUCCUCUGGAGGCCAUGCAGCAGAGAUACGUGGUGGUGAUUGCCAACUUGAAGCCGGUCACAAUGAGAGGAAUCAAGUCGUCUGCGAUGGUUCUGUGUGCUUCUGAGGGCGAGACCGUGGAGUUCAUUAACCCACCAGAGGGCGCCAAGGCUGGAGACAAGGUUUUCUUCGAAGGAUUCGACGGCACUCCAGAAAAGCAGCUCAACCCUAAAAAGAAGAUCUUCGAGCAGGUGCAACCUAACUUCAGCACCAACGACAAGCUUGAAGUCAUUUACAAGCAAGAAGGAAAGCCGGACGCCAGAUUGGUCACCAAGGACGGUAAGGUCUGUAAGGCUGCCUCUCUUGUUGGUGCUACCGUGAGAUAA
This is a messenger RNA of Ogataea angusta, 1059 nucleotides long. RefSeq lists its product as uncharacterized. The transcript has a single exon. Gene Ontology annotation, molecular function: tRNA binding. Gene Ontology annotation, cellular component: methionyl glutamyl tRNA synthetase complex. The record is from RefSeq and is a predicted model, not a curated record. Lineage: Eukaryota; Fungi; Ascomycota; Pichiomycetes; Pichiales; Pichiaceae. The coding region runs from base 1 to 1059 and encodes 352 amino acids.